AAUCAUUCGCCAUCAGCCGCUCCUCCUCCGCGGUGCUCCCCACUGCAGCUUCUCGUCUUCAGCUGAGCUUCGCUGUGCUAAACCAAUUCUUCUGUUCUGUGUGGUUGGAUCUGCAGUUUUGCAGAUAUAAUCAAAUUUAUUCGCAACGUACAUAUGUAAAUAAAAGCGUUCGGAAUAUGCCAAGCGCCUGUGAUCGCGACUGCUGAAAGGGCAGCCAAAAUACGAUAAUAUAUAAGAGCGUCAACGCAACCAAAUAACCACAAAGAAGCCGUAACAAAUACAAUACCAUAAACUAUAGUAAGAACUAUCCCCAAAAAACAAGAAGCAACUAACAACGAGAUGAAGUACGCAACUGGAACUGACAACGCGAUGACCUCCGGCAUCAGCGGCCAAACCAAUAACUCUAACAGUGCAUCCAACGAGAUGCAGCCAACCACAUCAACGCCUACUGCAGCCCACAAGGAGGCCACAUCAACGGCCACGACGACGGCGACAUACGCCAAUGGCAAUCCCAAUUCUAACGCCAAUCCCAGCCAGAGCCAGCCGUCCAAUGCGCUGUUUUGCGAGCAGGUGACCACAGUGACAAAUCUCUUCGAGAAGUGGAACGACUGCGAGCGAACCGUCGUGAUGUACGCGCUGCUCAAGCGGCUGCGCUACCCGAGCCUCAAGUUUCUACAGUAUUCUAUCGACAGCAACCUGACCCAGAACCUGGGCACCUCCCAGACCAAUCUGAGCAGCGUGGUUAUUGACAUCAAUGCCAACAAUCCGGUGUACCUGCAGAAUCUACUCAACGCCUACAAGACGUUCCAGCCAUGUGACCUGCUCGACGCCAUGUCCUCCUCGUCGUCCGACAAGGACUCGAUGCCAUGCUACGGCAGUGACUUCCAGAUCACCACAUCGGCGCAGUGUGACGAGCGGAAGCUGUAUGCCCGCAAGGAGGACAUUCUGCAUGAAGUACUGAACAUGCUGCCUCUGCUGAAGCCGGGCAAUGAGGAGGCCAAGCUUAUCUACCUGACCCUUAUACCAGUUGCCGUCAAGGACACCAUGCAGCAAAUUGUGCCCACGGAGUUGGUGCAGCAGAUCUUCUCGUACCUACUCAUCCAUCCAGCUAUCACCAGCGAGGACAGACGUUCGCUCAACAUUUGGCUGCGUCACUUGGAGGAUCAUAUCCAAGCGGCUGCGGCGGGCCUGACAAAUCGCAGUUACUUCCUGCAGCCCUCGCCGCAACUGGUCGCUGGUGGUAGCUCAACAGGCAGUGGUAGCUGUUCCUCUUCGGCGACCAGCUCUUCGACAGCAUCCUGUUCGUCGGUGGCCUCAUCCUCGUUGUGCCCCGCAAGCGGCAGCCGUUCCUCACGCACCAACGACUGGCAAACGAUCGCCCCGCCCAGCAAGCAAUUGCAAAACAAAUUGGCCGGUGAUUGGCGUGGCAAUGGAGGCGGCAGCUCCAGCGGGUCGAUCAAUCCACUCUGUGAUAAUCUUAAUGGUAUUACCCUGAACGAAUUAGCUUCUAGUCAGAACAGUCUCGGCCUGUCGCUGGAGGGCAGCUCUUCCCUGGUCAACGGUGUGGUCGCUGGUGCAGGCUCUAUGUUGGGAAUCGCUGGUGGCGACGAUCAUGACACGUCAUUUAGCAAGAAUGGCACGGAGAUUCUCGAUUUUGACCCGGUGACGGCGGACAUGGGUGAGGCCUGUAGUCUGGCCAGCAGUAGCCUUUGUGGACGUAACGGUGGAAAUCCUGUUGAGGAUCGAUCGCAACCUCCGCCGAAUCUUCAGCAGCAAUUGCUUCAGCCUCCUCCCUAUGCCUCGAUCCUUAUGGGAAACGUGGGCGAUCAGUUUGGAGAGAUCAACCGGUGGAGCCUGGACAGCAAGAUUGCAGCCCUGAAGACGCGGCGCUCUAACAGCCUCACCACGCAAACGAUCUCUAGCUGUUCCAGCUCGUCUAACUCAUCGGUGAUCACGGUCAAUGACAACUGCUCCAAUUCAACGGAGAAUCUGGCACAGUUUGCCAACAAGCCCCGUAGUUUUUCCUUAUCGAUUGAGCAUCAGCGCGGCGCCUUGAUGAACAGCGGUUCCGAUACUCGUCUGGAUGAAUUCAAGCCCAAUUAUAUUAAGUUCCACACGCGCAACGUGGGCAUGUCGGGAAUCGGACUCUGGCUAAAAUCCUUGCGUCUGCACAAGUACAUCGAGCUGUUCAAGAACAUGACGUACGAGGAAAUGCUCUUGAUCACCGAGGACUUUCUGCAGAGUGUUGGCGUCACCAAGGGCGCCUCCCACAAGCUUGCCCUUUGCAUUGAUAAGCUGAAGGAACGGGCCAAUAUUCUUAACCGGGUAGAACAAGAACUGCUAUCGGGUCAAAUGGAGCUGAGCACGGCGGUUGAGGAGCUAACAAAUAUUGUGCUGACACCAAUGAAGCCACUGGAGUCUCCAGGACCACCGGAGGAAAACAUUGGUCUGCGUUUUCUUAAGGUCAUUGACAUUGUGACCAAUACGUUGCAGCAGGAUCCGUAUGCUGUCCAAGACGACGAGACUUUGGGUGUGCUUAUGUGGAUUCUAGACCGCUCUAUCCACAACGAGGCAUUUAUGAAUCACGCCAGUCAACUCAAGGACCUGAAGUUUAAGUUGUCCAAAAUGAAGAUCUCCAUGGUUCCCAAAAUGCAUCACGUCAAGCCAGCCGGCGUCGGGCCAAACAAUGGGAACAUUAACAAGCCAAGAUGGAAUGGUAAGACUCGCAAAUGCGAUACUAAAAAUGGCAGCAACGAUAGGAUUAACAACCGCAAAAACUCCAACGACAUGCUAAACUUUUCGCUAAAUUGCCUGCCACACCCGCUGCCCCAUCAUUCGCAGCAGGCUCCGCCGCCUCUGCCACAGUUUGACUACAACGGCUAUGGCGGCGGUCCAUCCCAUCAGCCGCAGUACAAGAGCUCCUCGUACCCAAGCUUCAUGGGUAAUCCUCAGCAGCAGCCACCACCGCCGCCGUCUAGUAAGUCGCAUCAUCAUCCCCAGCAGAUGCAACAGAUGUUGCAGCAACACAACCACUUUCCAGCGCUGCCUCAGCAGACGCCACCACAAUCGCAUCGCCGGUCGCUGAAUAAUCUUAUUCUGGUGGCCGGAGGUCCGCAGCAACCGCAGCAAUUGAUCUUUAAGCCCGGUCAGGGAGUGCUCACCAACAACGGAUCUAACGACAACCUGGUAUUGGAACGCAAUCAGCAGUCGCAGCAGCAGCAGCAGCAGAGAAAACUUAGCGGAGGAGUGUCCAGUGCGGAGCAACAACCAAAGAAGACCAUGGCCGCUGUUGUGAUGGUUAGUAAUCCAAACCAGAAUCAGGACCAGCACGAUCAGCCCCAGAUCCUGAUCAACAACAAUAAUAACAACAGCAUGCUGAACAACAAUUUGAUUAACCAGCAACAGUUGCAACUUUUGGCAGCAGCUGCUGCCGCCGUGGGCAGUGGCAGCUGUCUGUGCUCCAAUGGUGGUGGUGGUGCCUGUGUCCACAAUAUCUGUCACCAAAGCAGCAAGAACAACAAUCAUGGCGUAGACCAUUGCCUGUCCCAGUCACCGUUGGGCAGCCUGGGCAUGUCGCCCCACGUCACCGAGUACAAGAUGAACGACUUUAAGAGCCUAGAACAGCUGGAGACGUUGUGUCGCCAAAUGACUGAACAGGCAAUGAACUGAGCAAGAUUCAGGGCUAUCUGGGUUUUGAAAUCAUCAUGAAAAUUUGGCCAAAUUUGAUCAACAUUUUACGCUAUUCUAAACCCCAAUCACAACAUCAACUAUUUCAUUCACUAUCAACAACGUCGCCAAAUGAAAGAAAUACCCCGAUCUGAACGACGACGAAAAAUGGUUUAUCUAGUAAAAAAUUAUAAAAUGAACUCUGCAUCGUGACCAUGAGACUGACUAAGAUUACUUUUCGCAACUAUAAAAACUAGAAGGAAGAAAGCUGGAUGGAGAGGGAAUUGAAAAGUGAGAAUUGAGAAACGAGAGCUGAUAAUUGUUUGCGCGAAUCAAAACUAGGCUUGCUGAAUGAAGUAGUAGUCACAUAAUGAAUAUGUUUAUAUAUACACGUACACAUAAUUUAUUUUAAAUUAAAAGGAACAUAUUUGCUGAACCGUAACUGCACCAGAGGAAAUCGCAACGGCGGAAACUACCACUAGACUAAACUUUAACAGAAAAGAGUUUCAAUGUUUCACUGUUUGUGUUUGAGAAUCGGAACCACAUAUUGUAUUUUGCAUAUUUAAGCGUAAGCCAAAUCCAUGUAUUGCAUACCGAUCAUGAUCACCAUUGUCAUUGAUUAGAUUAUCUCUACUAUUACUAUUAUGUUUGCUUUAGUCAAUUGUUUAUAAUGUAAAUGGCAAGCCAAUCACUCGAUAUGUUAUGUUUUAGUUGUUUUUUUAAAAAUUAUAUAUAUUUAUAUAUACAAAUGUAUGUCGCUAAGCUUAGGUUCAAACAAAAAACGACGAUGGGCCAAGCUGGAAAAAAGAAGGCAGCCAAAAAAUAUUUACCUUAAGAGCGUAAAAACGUGUAGUCUAAUUGUAAAUGUAUAAAAACGAACAAAUGCAUGUGUAAAAAUCUUGGUUGGAAAUGUUUUUGUUUUCUAAUUUCUCGUCGAUAUUUCCAAGAUUUGUUUGUUUACAACAACCGCAACACUGUAAAUCGCAGAUGCUUUUAUUUAAUAAUAAAAACCUAUUGUACGGCCAGUUGGGAUACAAAGAUAAUCGAAACCUAAUUGUCAAACUUUAGCGAGUUCAAAACGAUCCACAAACUAAAUGGUUUAUUGUAAAAGUGCAACUACUCGUAGACGAAUGUGCAUAAGUCAGUUAAAUGUUCGCAAAAUUAUCAUAAUGCGAGCAUAAACCAAGCGUGUACCUACCCACACAUAUACACACAUACAAUACCUACAUAUAUUUAUUUUCAAUAAAUUAUUUCGAGAUUU
Molecule: messenger RNA, 4927 nt
Organism: Drosophila melanogaster (fruit fly)
Lineage: Eukaryota; Metazoa; Arthropoda; Insecta; Diptera; Drosophilidae
Gene: smg
Product: smaug
Exons: 4
Coding region: 340-3669 (1109 amino acids)
Biological process (GO): regulation of DNA-templated transcription; regulation of mRNA stability; negative regulation of translation
Cellular component (GO): cytoplasm
Molecular function (GO): RNA binding; translation repressor activity
Source: RefSeq, marked reviewed